GUUGGACCAAUUUUAUCAAUGGCGAGCAUUAUCAGAAAACCGUUAAACUUGACGGCGGCCGUCCGGUUUCGACUUCCUCCGUUGUUUCCGUUCUCCGGAAGCUCUGGUUCCGUUAACUCGGAUGCGACUCGUUGCUCUGAGAUGAUACCGGUGCCAAGUUUAGUAGAGGGAUGCGAUUACAAGCACUGGCUUGUACUCAUGAAGCCUCCCAAUGGAUACCCACCUCGUGAUCACAUCGUCCAAGGCUUUGUCAGAACCCUAGCCAUGGCUCUUGGGAGCGAAGAAGAAGCGAAGAAAUCGAUAUAUUCUGUAUCCACAAAGUACUACUAUGCAUUUGGCUGCAGGGUUCAUGAACCUUUGACUAACAAGAUCAGAUCUCUGCCUGAUGUCAGAUGGGUUCUACCAGAUUCUUUCAUAGUUGAUGGUGACAAUCGAUAUGGAGGAGAGCCAUUUGUCGAUGGAGAGGUUGUUCCAUACGAUGAGAAGUAUCAUGCGGACUGGCUACGAGAUCAAACUGACGAGGAUGCUAAGAAUCGAGUAGUAAAAAUAAAGCCUAGGAGGAAAAGAAAGAAAAAGGCGAUCUAGUUGAAGAUAUUUGGUAUUUGGAAGUCUUCUUGCUUCAGUGUGGCACUCAAGACUGAAGAUUUUCUGGAAUGACUUCUAGUGUUUACUUAAUAUGAGCUGUUGUAAAGAAUCCAAGGUGUAAUGGUAGUGAUAAAAGGUUAUUCAAUAUAUCAAUCAAUCCAAGAUAUUGAGUAGAUUCCACUUCAUUGUCUAGCUACUGAACUUAGAAGCUAACAGGAAUGUGUCUUCUAGUGACUGUAGAGAUUUUAUUGCAUAUAUAGAAUCAUAUGUUUCAGUGAA
This is a messenger RNA of Capsella rubella, 864 nucleotides long. RefSeq names its product multiple organellar RNA editing factor 7, mitochondrial. The transcript has 4 exons. Gene Ontology annotation, biological process: mitochondrial mRNA modification; cytidine to uridine editing. Gene Ontology annotation, cellular component: mitochondrion. The record is from RefSeq and is a predicted model, not a curated record. Bases 19 to 585 code for a protein of 188 amino acids. NCBI's taxonomy places the organism in Eukaryota, Viridiplantae, Streptophyta, Magnoliopsida, Brassicales, Brassicaceae.